AUGGCACCACACACCUCAUUGUCAGAUGGCGUCGGACACGCUGUCAUCCUAGUCCGUUGCGGUCCGAGCUGCUUAACAUUUCUAAAUUCUUGGGGCUCUGAGUGGGGCAAAAACAGUACCUUGAGUGUUGAGAAUCCUGCAGUGCUUCAGUUUGAAGGUGCAUCGAAGUGGUAUCGGAUGUGUUUCUACGAUAUUUUCUAG
Molecule: messenger RNA, 201 nt
Organism: Bipolaris zeicola 26-R-13
Lineage: Eukaryota; Fungi; Ascomycota; Dothideomycetes; Pleosporales; Pleosporaceae
Exons: 1
Coding region: 1-201 (66 amino acids)
Source: RefSeq, a predicted model, not a curated record